CCUGGCUCCUCAGAGGCGGGUGAGGCCGGUGGAAUUGAGAAACGCUUCCAGAGUCAGGGAAAAAAAACUUUAAAAGAUCUUAUAUAAAUGAACCAAACAUAAUUUCAGUCAAUAACCUUGUUUGAUUUAUCUGGAUAAAUUCAUCGCUGAAACCAUUUCUGACUUCACUCUGUCAUUUUUGAUACUUCAUUAAGUCCAACUGCUUGUUUCUACACUCACUGUCCAUUUUAUCAGCUCCACUGACCAUACAGGAGCACUUAGUAGUUUUACAGUUACAGACUGUGCUCCAUCUGUUUCUCUGCAAACUUUCCCAUACAGAGGUGUGGAUGGUGAAAGGACGAACACUAUGCAGCAGGUCUAAACAUGCAGCUUUUCAAAACCCCCGAAGGAAGAAGAAACAGAAGGACAAUAAGUGGGUGAGACAGGUGUUGCACCCACAUUAGUGCAAGAAAGUCUUGGUGUUCAGCAGCUCUACAACACACAGCAAAACAGAAUACACACUGAUUUAUCAGGAUUACUGGACAGAAUCUCACAGCAGACAUGGACAGGAAUAAGACUGAGUUGUUCAGCAUUGUAAAGAAGGGGGCGUCUUACAUCUUGAAGGGAGCCAUCAACAAGAAAUCUAAAAAUAUCAAGCUACCUGGUAAUCCACUAAUUCCUGAUACUGCACAUUCUGGAUCAAACUGUGGCCUGAACUUCACUGACAUAAGUUUACCAAAGAGUGAUGACAUACGUUUGCUAGAAGGAAACCUCACCACAGUCUUUCUCCCUCUCGUUUACAUCAGUGUCUUUGUUGUGGGGUUGCCCACCAACGCCAUGGCCCUCUGGGUGUUCCUCUUCAGGACGAAGAAGAAGAAUCUCACAUCCAUCCUAAUGGCCAAUCUAGCACUGGCUGACCUGCUCUUCAUCGUGUGGCUCCCACUGAAGAUCGCCUACCACUUCAACCGCAAUAACUGGACCUUCGGGGAGCCACUGUGUAAAGUCCUAGUGGGGUUUUUCUAUGGGAAUAUGUACUGCUCCACUAUCUUCAUAGCAUGCAUCAGUGUCCAGCGCUACUGGGCGAUUGUCCACCCGCUUUCUCAGAAACUGAGUAACCGUGUAACAGUCUGUGUAUCUGUUUGUGUGUGGAUUGUAGUCUGGCUCCUCACUGUACCACUCUACCUGUAUCAGCAGACUGUUCGAGUCAGCAAUCUCAACAUAACCACCUGCCAUGAUGUCGCUUGCCCCAACCAAACACACUUCCCUGUUGGAUAUUUCCUGACCAUGGGCAUUGUGGGAUAUGUAGUUCCCUGCAUUGUGUGUACAGUGGCAUAUUCGCUAAUAUUAUGGUCUCUCAAGAAAUCUGCAAAUGUCAGCAUCAACAAGCAGAAAAGAAAGGCUAUAACCCUCAUGGUCACUGUGCUGGUGAUGUUCCUGGUCUGCUUCACUCCCAGUAACGUCACACUGAUGGUGCAUUUCUCUCUGCUGGCUCGAGGGAUCGAGAACGACACUCAUGGCUUGUACAUCAUCACACUGUGCCUGUCCAGCCUCAACAGCUGUCUGGACCCAUUUGUGUAUUAUUUUAUCUCAGAUGAGUUCAGAGAUCAUAUAAAGAACACACUGAUGUGUCACAGUGCACAUUCAGCUGAUUUGAAGGUGGCCUUCAGACCUGUGAAGGUCUCCACUGAAUCAUCUACAUCUUCAUCCUAAGAAACAGCACCUGCAGAAGAUGUGAGAGACAGUGUAUCUGCACCACCCAAUUUCCACCAAAACCAGCCUAAUGGAACUCAGCAGAGUUCAAACACUCCAGAAUUUAAUAUAAUAAACCCAAACUCAAUACAGUGUCCACAUUCAUCACAGAUUCAAGUAGCCAACAGGCUCAGCAAUAUGAGGGUUAAUUAAUGGGGCAAUACCCCAGCAACCAAUCAUCAUGCUCCACUAGACCAGGGUCCUAUACGAAGCUUAUUUACCAUGAAGUACUGGUGCUUCAUAUUUGAGCUAACAAAAAAAAUCUAUAAGCACAAUCUUAAGGUAAACAUUUUGAUUCCUUCUUUUGAAAGAUGUUUAAUUCAGCAAUAAGGUUUUUCCUACAUUGUUCAGGUUCUUAAGGAUCACCUGAACAACACUUUCAGUGGCUUCCCAAAGGUCCAGUCACUGCCGGUAGUCUAAUAAUGCUGGGCAAUGCACUGCAAAUAUGUAUCAAAUGUUGUAUGUUUCUGUUAUGAUACUGUGCAUAUUUUUACCUUUUACCUUUUGCUUGUACCAAUAGAAGAACCUUUUUGGGUGCUAUAUAGAACCCUUUUCAACAAGGUUCUUUAUACAACUGACUAUAGCACAUCCAUGCCAAUUUUCCAUCAAGCUGAAGGACCCUUUAAUGAUGCAAAGAACCCGUAAAAUCACGCAAAGCGUUCUUUGGGUGUUCAUGUGUCUAUAUAGAACCUUAGUUAAGAGUGUACACAGGAUAUCUACAACCCCAUUUCCAAAAAGGUUGGGACACUGUGCAGAAUG
Molecule: messenger RNA, 2487 nt
Organism: Colossoma macropomum (tambaqui)
Lineage: Eukaryota; Metazoa; Chordata; Actinopteri; Characiformes; Serrasalmidae
Product: proteinase-activated receptor 2-like
Exons: 2
Coding region: 541-1689 (382 amino acids)
Biological process (GO): blood coagulation; thrombin-activated receptor signaling pathway; phospholipase C-activating G protein-coupled receptor signaling pathway
Cellular component (GO): membrane
Molecular function (GO): thrombin-activated receptor activity
Source: RefSeq, a predicted model, not a curated record